UCCCUUCUAUUCCUACUCCUUCCCUUUAUAUUUAUUACUUCCUUAUCAGACAUCAACCUGUCUGAUCUAAAUCUCUCUCUCUCUCAAACAAACACUUCAAAAACUCGAAAGCAAGUACAGAAAGAACCAUGUUAAAACUACAAGUUAUAGUACCAGCACCGGGCAUGGAUUUCGACUUCAACGAGGCUCGAACUUCGCCAUUCUUGAGCGCUCCAUCUACACCGAAACGGUUUGGGGAUUGCACCUUCAGCACUCCAACUAGUCCUUCACAUGUGGCUGAGUUUUAUAGUUAUUUCGACAGCUUGAUCGAUAUCAAUGAAGAAAGAACCGGGUUUACUUUUCAUUGGGAUGAAAGGCCUGGCACACCUAAAUCACCACGGGCAACAGCCAACACCAAUAGUGAAGAUGAUUUUGCUUUUGAUUUCUGUGUCGAACUAGAAAAGACAUCACUCUCAGCGGAUGAACUUUUUGAUGGAGGCAAAAUCCGCCCCCUGAAGCCUCCGCCUAGAUUACAAGGCGAGGGUUUUACCCAGAGAAGCCCACUUUCCUCACCGAGAUCUUCGAUGCAGAAGGGGAAAAGGAUGAUACGUGAAGCAUUCUGGCCAGGAAAAAAGAAAGACUCAGAUCCAUUUGCAACUGCAGUUGAAAAUAGCCGAAAGAGAACAGAUCAAAAUGAAAGAGGAAGACAGGUAGAGAAAGUUUCAGGGUUAACAUCCAGUUCAAGCAUUGGAGCAUCAAGAUCACUGACUCUAUUUAGAGCAUCCGAAUAUACAUGGGAAGAAGAGAAACAGCUAGAUAAAAUCACCAACCAACCAGCAGAAAAUCCAAAAGCCUCAGUAUCAUCUAAUUCUUCUUCUUCUUCUUCUUCAAGGAGUUCUUCAAGGAAGUGGAGGCUGAGAGAUUUUCUGUUAUUUAGAAGCGCAUCUGAGGGAUAUGCGCAUGACAAGGAUCAUCUCAGGAAGUACUCAGGUUUGUUCAAAAAACAUGAAGAUGGCAAAGAACCGAGCUUCUUGUCCACCGACAGUUCUGGUUCAGCGUCUUCAAGGAGAAAAGUUCCAGUGUCGGCACAUGAGUUACAUUACACAGUGAAUAAAGCAGCAUCUGAGAAUUUGAAGAAGAAGACUUUCUUGCCGUACAAACAAGGUUUUUUUGGGAGAUUGGCCUUCAACCCAGCCCCUCAUGCCCCCGGCAACGGCUUUGCAACCUCUACGCGUUAAUCAAAAGUUGAUACUUCUUCUCCUGGAGUAAAGCUUUCCUUUAGUUGUUAAUAUAGCUCAUCAAUGAAAGUUCCUGCUGAAUUCUGAUCGGUCUCUCAUUGAUAACCUAGUGCCAUAUCAAUUCUUUGUUUUUCUUUCGAUUCUUUACAAUUGUAAUAAAAGCAUGAUUUCAAAUAUUGGAACUACAGCGUACACGAUCAAAA
Messenger RNA from Populus euphratica (Euphrates poplar), 1420 nucleotides. RefSeq lists its product as uncharacterized. The record is from RefSeq and is a predicted model, not a curated record. Bases 129 to 1217 code for a protein of 362 amino acids. The transcript has 2 exons. NCBI's taxonomy places the organism in Eukaryota, Viridiplantae, Streptophyta, Magnoliopsida, Malpighiales, Salicaceae.